UCUCAAUCGACCUCAGCAUGCGCGACAGGAUCGUCGCAUCUCGGAUCGUCGCGCUCAAGCAUGGCUGCAGAGGUCACUCAGACUCAGCCUCUCUCUAAGGCAAACAGCGAUGGCACCGCCGCCAGCUCACCUUCUCAAAGCGACCUCUCCUUGCCGUCAUGCCUCGGGAAUACUACCUAUGGUGCACCGCACAGCACUUUAUGUAGUCUAAAACCUGGAUCUCUUUGGUUCCCCCACUUUAAAAAUAUUUUUCUCGCGGACAGCAGGCAAACGCGAAGAACGCCGCUCCACCAAGACCGCCCGUCUCGUCUUCUCUGCCCGAUCGCUGGACGGCCCCGUCGCUGCUCUCUCCUCUUCCUUGCCGACCUUUCUCGCCCUAUUGAUAGGCAAGAGCGACCAUGGCGGCGGCAAUCCAGAGACUCAUCCAGGCCUCGAGCGCGACGCUGCCUCGGCAGAUGGCCAGCGCGGGCUUCCUCUUUGCGACCGGCGACGUGAUCGCACAGCAGGUCAUCGAGAAGCGCGGCAAACAGCACGACCUUGUCCGCACUGCACGUCUCACAGCGUAUGGCUCCCUCAUCUUCUCGCCCAUUGCCGCCAUGUGGUUUGGCAAGGUUCUCGAACGAGUGCCCUUCAAGGGCCGCGCGGGCGUCGUGGCCAAAGUCGUCCUCGACCAGAGCCUGGCUGCUCCGGCGCUGCUCGGCGUCUUUUUCACCGCAACGACACUCAUGGAGGGCAAGGGCAUCGAGGACGUCAAAAAGAAGCUCGAGACCUCGUACUGGAGCACACUCAAGACGUCGUGGUGCGUCUGGAUCCCUGUUCAAACAAUCAACAUGGCCUUUGUCCCGCCUGCACAGCGCCUUCUCUUUGUCAACGUCGUCUCAAUCGCCUGGAACACCUUCCUGGCCCUCGUCGCCGGCGGCGGAGGGAGUCAGGAGCAAAAGAGCGACGCCGUCGAGCUUCCCUCGAUGGGCAGCGGCUCUUCCCCCUCGCGCAACAUCAAUGCGCUCCAGCACGAGCUGCGCGAGAUCAAGACAGACAAGCAGCAUUGAGCCUCUCUCUCUUCCCCUCAUAUCAUGCAAAAUGGCAGAGCAUCAAAUAGAACAAUGACAUAUAGAACGGGGGAGACAACG
Acaromyces ingoldii is the source of this 1130-nucleotide messenger RNA. RefSeq lists its product as hypothetical. Gene Ontology annotation, cellular component: mitochondrion; cytoplasm; membrane. The transcript has 4 exons. The record is from RefSeq and is a predicted model, not a curated record. NCBI's taxonomy places the organism in Eukaryota, Fungi, Basidiomycota, Exobasidiomycetes, Exobasidiales, Cryptobasidiaceae. The coding region runs from base 399 to 1049 and encodes 216 amino acids.